UGGCUCUCCUCCUCCUCCUCCCCCCCUCCCCAGCUGCGGAGCCAGCCAAGCAGCUGGCUGGGAGGGCUUCCACCACCACCGUCCAGCGACUGCCGCAGCGCAGCUGGGAAGAAAAGAAAGGGGAAGGGACAGGCCGCCGGCUCCGGAUCGAUCACCGGUUCCUUGCACAGCCUCUGAGGGGUCGAUGGAUAGCCUGUCCUGCUUGUGAGGCACGCGGCGCGGUGGCGCCUUUGGAAGUGCCGCGAAGCCAGCAUGUGGACUGGCCAGACCCAUAUUGAGGAGCCCAGGCUCCAAAAGCAGCUAGUAGUGAGUCAGUGGAAGCCUCUUUCAGCAACUAACAGAGGGCAAGAGUUACAGCUCCCAGAGCCUUCUGUCAAGAGCCUGGCUGGUGGGGAGGAGACCCUGUCGUUGGCACAACUGAACGUCUCCCGCUUACGCAGCUCCUCAGUAGAAAUCCGUGAGAAGGGUUCUGAGUUCCUGAAGGAGGAGCUCCAUAGAGCUCAGAAGGAAUUAAAGUUGAAGGAUGAAGAAUGUGAGAGACUUUCCAAAGUCAGGGAGCAGCUGGAGCAGGAACUGGAAGAGCUGACAGCAAGCUUAUUUGAGGAAGCCCACAAGAUGGUCCGGGAGGCAAACACCAAGCAAGCAGCCUCAGAGAAGCAGCUGAAGGAGGCGCAAGGGAAGAUUGACAUGCUGCAGGCAGAGGUGACAGCCUUGAAGACGUUAGUUAUAACGUCAACUCCUUCCUCGCCAAAUCGGGAAUUGCACCCACAACUUCAGAGCCCCACCAAAACAGCCUUCAGAAAGGGACAUGGACGCAACAAGAGCACCAGUAGCACCGGUGCAAUCACAGCUGCUGGCCAGAGUGCACCCCAGGAAUCAGUCAACAGCGAAUUCAAAGAGGUGGAUUCCAUCUUGUUUGCAGAAUUUCAGGCUUGGAAGGAGUCUCCAACAUUGGAUAAAUCAUGUCCUUUUCUCAAGAGGAUUUACCAUGAAGAUGUAGGCCCUUGCCUGGACUUCACCAAGCAUGAACUUUCAGAGCUGGUUCAGGCAGCUGUGGAGCAGAACACCCUUACCAUUGAACCAGUGGCUACCCAGGCAUUGCCAGUAGUGAAGGUGGCAGCCAUUGAAUGCGGCGGACCAAAUGGGUUCCGGUCCCAAAUUAUAACAAAAUGCGCUUUGAGUGGCCUGUCUCGAGCCUGCAAGCAUCGCAUCAAACUGGGAGAUUCUGGGAAUUAUUACUACAUUUCCCCUUCCUGCAGGGCCAGGAUUACAGCCGUAUGCAACUUCUUCACUUACAUUCGGUACAUCCAGCAGGGACUGGUGAGACAAGAUGUGGAAUUGAUGUAUUGGGAAGUCAUGAGGCUUCGGAAGGAAAUGUCCAUUGCUAAACUGGGCUUCUAUCCCAGCGAGAUGUAAAUGGAAGAUGAUGAUCGGGAAGGAUUUUUACCUUCAGUUAUUCUGUGGACACCCAGAAAAAUCGAUGACAGAAUGUCUGCUCAUAUUCAAGAUGGCACAAUAUUAAUUGAACAUGUAAGAAGCACAGGCUUUUCCUGUUGAGUGGCAGCUUCAGUUUCUUGAGAGCAUCUACUCCAGGCAUUUUUACGCAGUGAAUAUGAACUCUCUGGCACUUUGGAAUGAGGCCAUGUUGGAACUCCUUCCUUUUUUUCUAUGCAUUCCUCCUCAGCCAGUAUAUAAUAUUCUACUUAAAAACCACUCUAUAUACGCACAUAUAUAAAUAUAUAAAAACAUAUUCCUGAAGCCUUGGCUGGACCUUGGGCUCAUUAUUUGCUUGCCACUCUGAGCUCUAAAUGCUGUUGGUCAUUGCUGCUUAAUGGAUAGAUAGAUAAACAACUGCUCCAGCUUUCCAAAGGCAUGCACCUGUUGAAAACAGCCUUCCUUGAGAGCUGCAAGGUGCAGAUCCCUCCAGUAUUUCUUAGGAGCUUGAAGGAAGUAGCUGGGAAAAGUUUUGCUUUUGUUUCUGAUUGUAGCUCAGGGUUUUCCUUUGAGGGAUCCACAUGCCCUUUCCCACACAUUGCACGCUGGUAUUAAAGCCAUUCCUGAUCAAAACCCCAGUAAAGAUGGAAGGAUGGGGAAAUGAUCUAACGGAUAGCCACUCAUAACUAAUGGACUUCAUUUUUAUGCCACGGACGUUCUAGAACACGCUCUUCCCACCUGAAAUCAUUUCUCCCACGCUUCUUCAAUUGCGCUUGCUUGCAUUCAACAUACUAGUCCCGGAUCCAUUGCUAUGAUCUUCCUUAGGCCACAUUUCUGCUGUACUCCUGGUUCUCAUGUUUUCUAUACUUAACACACACACACUCACACACAGACACACACACACACCUUUAUUCACAUCCAAAGAUUGACCUCAGAGACUGAAUUUUCUAGCAAGUCAUUUUUUAAAAGUGGGGACUAUUUGGAUUUAAUUAGUGAAACUUCAGUUUUGAUGCUGCAGUAUUGAUGGGGGCCUCUCUCUUUUUAUUGUAUUCUAGGGUUUACUUAAAAUUGAUAUUGAAUUUUUAAUUCAAAUAUCUAGAUGACCUGUUGGGUGUUAAUAAAAUGAAAAUGGCUCUGAUUUUCUCUGGUUAAAGAAGGAAACAGCUUUUCCUUUUGGAUGAUAUUUUGAAACUUCUGAGAUGAGAACAACCGAUGCAGGCUUCCUAGAAGACAUAAUUUCCCUUGGUAGCCAUUCCCUCCUACUUUCAGACCGAGGGGUCUAGUUGGUGGUUACUCAUUGUGGAAGGCACUUGCUAUUUCAGCUUCCAUCCAUAAAUAAUGACAAUGAAAAUCAGGUUUUGUUGAUAAUCCAUGAAUUCACAAAGCCUCUACAAUCAGAGUCUCCUGCUUGGAUGAUUUUAGCCAAUCAAUUCAGUUUGUGUUACUGAUUGUUCCAUUGGUUCCAUUGGGCAUGUAUACCUGGUUGGCAGCAGAACUUUGCAUACAUUGUGGCUUCCUUUUGUCUCCUUAUGAUUGCACCCUCAUCCUGGAUCUGUGUGGACUUUACCAGAUUUCCAACUCUACCAUCACAAGAGGAGGAGGCCAGAACAUGACACAGUGGCUAGAGGUUAUCAACUGAUCAUUGGUGGGAUUUUUGGGAUUAUGUUCUGAAUGCGAUGUGAAACCACAUCUGACAGAGUUUUCUGUAAUCUCUGAAUUGGACACUACCAUUUCUAUUCUUGAGGAAGUAAUGUUUUCUUCAGUUUGCCUUGAAAUUAAUAAGUUGACCUCAAUAAUGUGUGUUUAUGAGCAAUAGAGCAAGCACUCCUUGGGGUUUUAUUGAAAGUUAUUGACUUGGGAGUGUUUGAUAGUGUUGCAUAAACAGUAUUUUUUUGACCCAGUUGUUGGAGUGGAACUGAAGAUGCCACACUGCUUUGCUGUUCACUAUCCCCUGGCUACUAUCCUAAUCAUUUAUAGUACUACUUGAGGGCUAAAGAUACAGCAGCCAGGAUCUCUUCUCUUGAAGGAUGUAUUUGGGAAAUGUGCUGUUGAAAUUACGUGAUCAGGAGAAUAAAUAAUAACACACCCUUUUCCUGCUAUAAGAUUUCUGUGCAUCAUAGGACAUCGGCACCAAGAUGAACGAAUAAACCAGAGUUCUAGAAUUGGUUCUUUUACAACAGAGAUUACUGCCUUUGUUAUCUUACCUCUCGGACACCUAAAAUGAUGACCUGAAAUAUGUGAGUAUAUGAAGAAUGAUCUUUUGGGCCAGAGAAGGCAGUUAGUCAUGUAGCAUCUUGCAAAGCCCGCAGAAUGAAAUUGUCAAAGGAGGCCUUACAUCUAUUCAUAUUCAGUGGCGAGCAUGUAUCUGAUUGCUUUUCUAUUGAGCUAAAAUCAGAAGUGAAAUAGUUUCUAGCAAUAUUUGUUCAAGAAUAUUGAGUUCGGCAACUUCGCCAACAAUGAGGUAUAGGAAUUGACCUAUUAAGGAUGUGCCCCAGAGCAUUCUGAUAUUCAAUCAUCUUUCCCCAGUCUGGUAUCCUCCUGAUGGGUUAACUGAGAACUCUAGUCCAGCUCAUCUGGAAGACAGCAAGAAGGUGGUGGGUGCACUAAGGCACUGUGAUAGCCAAGCAAAUGAUUAAUGAUGGUGAAGGACAACUGAAGAGGCCCUUGUAGAAAUGGUGACUGCCUCAUGAGAAAGUGCAGUUUGUUCAUUUAAAGGAGAUUUAGCAUUGCUUUGA
Messenger RNA from Thamnophis elegans (Western terrestrial garter snake), 4169 nucleotides. Its product is annotated as guanine nucleotide exchange factor for Rab-3A-like. Gene Ontology annotation, cellular component: Golgi to plasma membrane transport vesicle. The transcript is spliced from 11 exons. The record is from RefSeq and is a predicted model, not a curated record. NCBI's taxonomy places the organism in Eukaryota, Metazoa, Chordata, Lepidosauria, Squamata, Natricidae. Bases 253 to 1416 code for a protein of 387 amino acids. Gene Ontology annotation, molecular function: guanyl-nucleotide exchange factor activity. Gene Ontology annotation, biological process: exocytosis.